Messenger RNA from Dreissena polymorpha, 933 nucleotides. RefSeq lists its product as uncharacterized. Bases 1 to 933 code for a protein of 310 amino acids. The record is from RefSeq and is a predicted model, not a curated record. NCBI's taxonomy places the organism in Eukaryota, Metazoa, Mollusca, Bivalvia, Myida, Dreissenidae. The transcript is spliced from 4 exons. Gene Ontology annotation, molecular function: protein binding.
AUGACGAUUUCACAGCAGAUAAAGAAGGAAACCGCCGUGUUGAAAGACCAGCUUUCUAUUCCAACAGUAUAUUUCCUCGCGCUCCACCCAGCAGACUACUCUCUUGAGCCGUCGUCUACACUUCCACACGGGUCAAUGAAGGUCAAGGCUGUGACCAAAAAACCGGCAUGCUUACUGUGUCAAUCCCAGGACUUGACUAAAGAGCCUUCGAGUCCGGCGUGUUCUCGAUAUGAUUUCGAGGAAAAAUUAUUAGAGCGGGUCCUACGCAAUGAACUGGCCAUAGAGACUAUGCUGAAGGAAAUACGUGAGACUAAUCUAAAUGUGAAAUCAACUCUGGGCGCUCUGGACAAAUCCAAGGACGACAUGGAUUCGAAAUUAACAAACGCAAUUAGAAGUGGGAUGACACAGAUAUCCGACUUGACACAAAAUGCGUCAAUGACGAUUUCAGAGAUAAAGAAGGAAGCCGCCUUGUUGAAACAAAAUGCGUCAAUGACGAUUUCAGAGAUAAAGAAGGAAGCCGCCUUAUUGAAAGACCAGCUGUCCAUUCCAACAGUAUAUUUCCAUGCGUACACACCCGCAGACUACUCUCUUGAUUCCGGACAAGACGUUGUCUACACAGCAGUGCGGGUCAACGAAGGUCAAGGUUAUGACCAAAAUACCGGCAGGUUCACUGUGUCAAUCCCAGGACUGUAUGCGUUUACAGUUCAUUUCUGUGCAAAUCCUUCACAAUAUGCUCAACUAUCAAUAGUCAGAGAUGGGACAGCAAUACAGAACUCGUACUUCCAUGCAACGACUGGUCACCAGUGUGUUUCCAUGCAAGCCUUUUACAAGUUAGCGCUUUCGAUGAAGAUAUGGGUGGAAGCAUACUCAACAAGCAGUUUAUUUAAUAGUGGAUAUUACAACUCAUUUUCUGGCGUUUUGCUCCAUCUGUAA